AGAAGGGAAAAAAGUUGGAACAGUUGCGAUUAACCUUACUUCAUGAUAAUUAAUUGAGGCUCACAACCGCACGAGUAAAAUCUGUAAAUUGGGUUUUCGAAGAUGUGAGACAAGAAGAUCUAAAUGGCAACACAUGAGCGGUUAACUACCACAAGAGACAUGAGGCAGCGCUCCUCCUCGUUCUGCAUCUCCAAAAAUAACGUGCUCUCUAAUUCUGUCUGCGUGGCUGUUUUUGACAGCUGCAGACAUGGAGAGGGAGUUGGCUGAGUUGUCCAGUUUUUGUGCAACUGUUAAGCUUGCAAGCCAGAAAGCACAAUCAGCACUGGUGCAAAAAGCAGCUUAGCAUCAAAAACAAAGCAGUUGCCACACGACAAUUGUCACCAAAAGCUUUAAGUUUCCAAAAUGCACGACGUUUUCAUCGAAAACUAUGCUGGAAAACCUAUACGAAAAGUGUCUGGCGACUCACUAAGCAUCAGCACCUCGUCAUCUAAGGAAAACGAGAAAGUGCGGGAUCCAUUUACUGCCUACUGCAGCUCAAUAAAAACUCUGCUCAUCAAUAUUUUCCUUCCCCAAGGCUAUCCAUAUUCGGUGAGCGAUGAUUAUAUUGCAUAUCAAGUAUGGGAUACAGUGCAAGCGUUUGCAAGUUCUAUGAGUUCUGCAUUAGCAACGGAAGCAGUGCUGAAAGGAGCUGGCGUUGGUGACAAGUCAGCAUCUGCUUUGGCCGCUUCGCUCACCUGGCUUGCAAAGGACGGUUUGGGAAUGAUUGGUCGCAUCACGUUCGGCUACUUCAAAGGAACUGAACUGGACUACGACUGUAAAAAAUGGCGUCUUGUGGCAGACAUUCUGAACGAUCUUGCGUUCUUUGUGGAUCUUCUUUCACCAGCCUUCUCUGGAUGGUUCUUCGUAUGUGCCUGUACCGCUUCGUUACUUCGGUGCGUAGUCGGUGUUGCAGGUUGGGGUACUAGAGGCGCCAUCAUUCAGCAUCAGGCUCGUCGAAACAAUCUCGCUGAUGUAGCGUCUAAAGAUGGAAGUCAGGAGACCAUGGUGAACGUCUCAGCACUCGUCGCAUCGCUUAUCAUGCUACCUCUAGUCAGCGGGAAGAGGACACUCAUCUGGUUUUUAUUCAUGGUCUUCACUGCCAUACACCUCUUCGCAAACUAUUGUGCUGUCCGUUCAUUGAAAUUGGAAACACUAAAUCCCAAAAGAGCAACGAUUCUCAUCAGGUCUUGGCUAUCUUCCCACACUAUUCUGUCGGUCGAGGAGUGCAACAGAGAAGAGCCCCUAUUUUACGGGUUUGGAAUACGAUAUCUCGGAUGCUCAUUAUACAGACUUUUGGCGUACCACAAAAGAGUUCCAUCUGCACAGCUUCGCGCCCGUGAUGACUAUACACUUCUUUAUGAUAAACAGAGAAAUAUUGGUUGGAUCGCACUGGCUGAAAAUUCGUCUAAUCAUUCGUCAUUGAAAGCCAUUUUUGAUAUGGAAGCCCUUGCUUUCACAGGAGAAGAGGUGAAAUCCAAGGAUUUCGAGGCGUUUACUGAAGCACUGAAAUCCAAAGGAUGGAAAGUAGAGGGCAAUAAUCUUGGUUUCGACGAAUGGACGUAUAUUAGGAAGUAAUCACGAGUUUAACUAUAACUUGGAGUUCGAUACCUCUCAGUCAGUGCCUGUGUAAAUAUUGUAUAGAUCACCGUCGAAAAGUUGCUAGUUACAAAUAAAGGUAUUAUAGCUA
Molecule: messenger RNA, 1726 nt
Organism: Cylicocyclus nassatus
Lineage: Eukaryota; Metazoa; Nematoda; Chromadorea; Rhabditida; Strongylidae
Source: the annotation of a GenBank genome assembly